Molecule: messenger RNA, 1194 nt
Organism: Magnolia sinica
Lineage: Eukaryota; Viridiplantae; Streptophyta; Magnoliopsida; Magnoliales; Magnoliaceae
Product: 1,4-dihydroxy-2-naphthoyl-CoA thioesterase 1-like
Exons: 3
Coding region: 192-659 (155 amino acids)
Biological process (GO): phylloquinone biosynthetic process
Cellular component (GO): peroxisome
Molecular function (GO): 1,4-dihydroxy-2-naphthoyl-CoA thioesterase activity
Source: RefSeq, a predicted model, not a curated record
GGGAGAUAACCCAACAGUUCUAAAGGAAGAGAAAUAAAAAGAGGGAGAAAUCCCUACAAUCUUAGAGAGAGAGUAUCAAUCUCAACAAUCCCAAAGAGUAAGAAAGAUAUAAAAAGAGAUCCCAACAAUUCUUUCCCCAAGAAAGAGAAGAAGAGAGAUAGAAAUAAAGAGAUCCCAAGAAUCUCAAAGAGAUGGAAUCAGCGUCGAAGACAGCGUCCCUCGAUCCACUCCUCCAUUCGCUAGGCUUUGAGAUCGAUGAAUUAUCACCGACAAGGGUCACCGGACGGCUGAAGGUGACUGCGAUAUGCUGCCAGCCUUUUAAGGUAUUACAUGGAGGCGUAUCAGCCCUCAUCUCAGAGGCCCUAGCAAGCAUGGGGGCCCACAUGGCAUCUGGGUUCAAGAGGGUUGCUGGAGUACAGCUCAGUAUCAAUCACCUCCAAUCCUCUAAGCUUGGAGAUGAUAUUGUGGCAGAAGCACAUCCAAUCAAAGUUGGCAGGACCAUGCAGGUGUGGGAGGUGAAACUUUGGAGAAGCAAUCCAUCAUCAUCAGAGAACAAGGUCUUGAUAUCCUCAUCCAGGGUGACGCUCCUCUCGAACAUGCCUGUGCCAGAGACGGCGAUGAAUGCUGGGGAUGCUCUAAAAAAGCACGCCAAACUAUGAGUGGUGUGGAAAUCCCGCCGGUAUGCUCUGAUCAGGUCAAGACUAACCUGUGUUCACGCAUGCAUUUAUACAUGCACAUCAUCUAUCCAAGCCAUGGAAGAUACCACUUCUGCAAUUGAGUGCAAUGUAAAUAGAUCAAGACAUUCUCCCACACACAUGCUACAACAUGAAUUUGGCCCACCCAUGGUUGGGAUAUGAAAUAUGCAUUGGUGAUUCGCGCUUUCUGGAAAUUUUAGUGGCAGUUUGCAAACAUAAUUGGAGUUGAUUGCAAAUAAAUGUGGUUAACUGAGAAGAAGCUUGAAAUCUUCACUGGCUAAAGAGGUUUGCUAGAAUACAUCUGGACAUAUUGCUGUAGCGAAAGUUAGGAUGGCCCAAGCGGUUUAUAUGAUGGACCCCACCAUGGAUUGGGGGACACACUUAAGGAAAAAUCUUAGAUUGAAAUAUUUAAACCAUUUGAUUAUUCAAAUGUUUAGGAGACUGUUCAUAUUCAAAGAAAAAUAUGCAAAUGAUCAAUGGUUGAAAUGUUCCUAUCUUA